This is a messenger RNA of Aspergillus novofumigatus IBT 16806, 681 nucleotides long. RefSeq lists its product as uncharacterized. The transcript has 2 exons. The record is from RefSeq and is a predicted model, not a curated record. Bases 246 to 608 code for a protein of 120 amino acids. NCBI's taxonomy places the organism in Eukaryota, Fungi, Ascomycota, Eurotiomycetes, Eurotiales, Aspergillaceae.
CUUCAGCUAUCUUAGGGGCAGGGAGUUAUGCAAGACCACCACCCAUUCGGAACACCAGGACCAAAAGGAACGUCCCGAUGAAAAUGCAGUCGACUGUUCCAGGCGAUUCGGUGAGACAACUCAGGACAACCACGUGGAGACUACCGACCCCAAUCAUCAAGCGAAUCCCGAUUCCCAGACCGAUCUCAUCGAUUUUCUACGACGCGUCUGUUCUCGAGUAACGACCGCGAGACCAGAACAGGCCCAUGGGAUGUUACAACAGUUGCUGGAACAACACAAACGCAAUCACGAAGAGUCGUGGCUACGCAUUCUGGGGGCUCAUAACGGCCGGAAUUACUGUUACUCUGUUGGCCGGCCGAGCAUGUCCAUUUCAAAAUGCCUCAUAUUCCUUCAGCACGAGCAUUCUCUACAAGGAAGCAAUCUCACACUGGUACCAAAAUUCAGGAAGAACUUACACUUUCGCAAGCUCACACCUCUGGCAAUCCCCGCAACGGAAGGUACUCCCACUCAAUAUAAUCAGGGAAGGUAUGCAGUCUAGCUUAAGAGAACAAGAAGAGAAAGGGCUUCUCCUAUGCGUCUGUCACUCCAUCGCUCCAAUGUUUAUUUGACCCAAAUGCCUAAAGACGGGUGUCAACAGUUAGACCUUGCAAAGGUGCUGGCUUCAUGACUCGGUUACAGCAC